Messenger RNA from Macrosteles quadrilineatus (aster leafhopper), 532 nucleotides. RefSeq names its product 60S ribosomal protein L32. Gene Ontology annotation, biological process: translation. Gene Ontology annotation, molecular function: structural constituent of ribosome. The record is from RefSeq and is a predicted model, not a curated record. The transcript is spliced from 4 exons. Gene Ontology annotation, cellular component: cytosolic large ribosomal subunit; ribosome. NCBI's taxonomy places the organism in Eukaryota, Metazoa, Arthropoda, Insecta, Hemiptera, Cicadellidae. Bases 99 to 503 code for a protein of 134 amino acids.
CUCCACUCUGCUGACUGACUAGUGACUACUCUAUAAAUCCACAUUUUACUUCUUCUUUCCUGAGUAAAGUUCUAGUUGAUAGCCAAACACCUAUCAACAUGGCUAUAAGACCCGUAUAUCGUCCCAAGAUCGUCAAAAAGAGGACCAAGAGGUUCAUCAGACAUCAGAGUGAUCGUUACAUCAAGUUGAGGAAAAGCUGGAGGAAGCCCAAGGGUAUUGACAACAGAGUGAGGAGAAGGUUCAAGGGUCAGUAUUUGAUGCCCUCCAUUGGUUACGGAAGCAACAAGAAGACGAAACACAUGUUGCCCACCGGCUUCCGCAAAGUCUUGGUUCACAAUGUCAAGGAGCUUGAAGUACUGAUGAUGCAGAACCGCAAGUACUGCGCAGAGAUCGCGCACGCUGUGUCGUCCAAGAAGCGCAAGGCUAUUGUGGAGCGAGCACAGCAACUGUCGAUCAGAGUAACCAAUGCCAACGCCCGACUCCGCAGUGAGGAGAAUGAAUAAACAAAAUAAUAAAUUGUUUUUUAUUUAUA